AUGCUUUCCCGUGCACGUUCUUCGAGACUGUGCCAUGGCUGUCGACAAGAUUUCCAGGCCCUUUUUGAAAAAGGCUUCUGCGGACCGCCCGUCGCAUUGAAGAGUGGCACGGCGCGCUUGCCCCUGCAAUGGCGAAGACCGGCUGGUCGACAGCACCGCCAAUUGAGACACCUGAGCGGCAAUGCUGCCUCCUUCCAGCAGCAGACUUCUUCCGGCCAUCGGAGUGGACAGCCUCAGCCCGAUGACGAACCCCCUGGAGAUGAUCUCGAUACAGAACAACUGCAAGUGCUGCAAGAGUUGGAGACUGCGCUGGGACGACCCGUAGAAGAAGCAAUCGAGGAAGAUCGCGCUGCUAGCCCAAGCAUACAAGAUCUCUUCCCGGACAGUCAACUGUAUCAGUAUGAGGGUGAUGCCGAUGUUGUGCGAGGGACGAACGAUCCCCUGGCCGCUCUGCGUGCGUCUGGGGCAUCACAUGAGGAUCUUGUGCGAGAGGCAAGGCAGGUCUACGGUGAUGGCCUACCCCAAAAUGCACUAGACGAGGAAGAGCUGAAGAUCUACAAACGACUAUAUGGCGAGCCCAGGUCCUUGUCCUUUGAGGAAUUUCUCGACGAGGAGGAAGCCAGCGCAGUCGAGGAGGCGGUUCCCCACCAGCUGAUGGACCAGGAUGGCGAGCUCGUUGAAUACGAUGCGUCGCCUGCUGUCGCAAAAGAGGACGAGAUCGCGGAAGAAGAGCACGUCCCACAAGAAGGCAAACCCCAAGCUGCAGUGGGAGGAAUCGGUCUUGGUUCUGGUGGCGACGACAAUUUCUCGCCCUUUGCGCCGCCCGAUGUACGCGUACAGGAUAUUGCGCGCAUGCUUAAUGGUCAAGUUCUCGAAGAGGGCGAUCGACUAGAGGAAGAUGAAGCUGAUGAGGAGUUCGACGAAGAGGUAGACCCAAGCAUGAGAGAGCACCCUUUUACACGGCUCGGGAAGUUCGCCACCACUCCCCGUAGCGUGUUCCUCUCUCAAGAUAACUUCGUUGAACCCGUACAGAGAAUUAUGAGCAACUUCUCGAACAAGCAUCUCAAAGAAAUGUGCGAGAAGACCUUCGGUGGCCCUGGCUUCCCUGAUUCGCCCUUGACACCGCGAUCCGGUCGAUCCAGGCGACAGGUGCCCAUCCCUCUUGGGGCGAAUCAAAACCUUAUGGGAGAAAUGGAAGCGAACGCCUACAUCACUACGAUUAUGCCGCCUACCUACGCAGCCAUUAUGUCCGUUCUAGUGGAGACGCGCAAACGACUCGGCACCACUUGGUUGAACAAGCUCUUGGCGAAAGAUGGCGGACCGCGAGUGCUCGACGCUGGGGCUGGGGGAGCAGGUAUCCUCGCCUGGCGUGAGAUAGUUCAUGCACAUUGGGAUACUCUUCACUCGUCCGACAAGGACCCCGUUCCUCCUCCGCCACCCACGAAGUCGGUGGUCCUCACCGGGGCAGAUACCCUAAGACAUCGGGCCGCAAAGCUGUUGGAGAAUACAACUUUCAUCCCACGCUUGCCUGAUUAUGUGCACACCCGCGACGCGCCGACAUUGGAAGACGAUCGACCGGCACAGCAAAGAAAGCAGUUCGACGUGAUUAUAGCGCCGCAUACGUUGUUCCCGCUACACGAGGAGUACAUGAGAAAGAACCAUGUGCAAAAUCUGUGGUCCAUGCUUUCCUCGCAAGGUGGCGUGCUGAUACUCAUUGAGAAAGGGAUCCCCCGCGGGUUUGAGGCGAUCGGUGCUGCUAGGGAAUUGCUCCUGGAGAGGCAUAUCGCCAUUCCCGAGGGAGCAACAACAGAGUACAGCCCCGUGCACAAUGACCCAGAAGAUGUCCAUUCUAGAAGCACAGGGAUGAUCAUCGCACCUUGCACCAACCAUGAGAGGUGUCCAAUGUACAAGACUCCAGGCCUCUCAAAGGGGCGGAAGGACUUCUGCUCUUUCCAACAACGGUAUAUCCGACCGAGCUACCUCCAACGUGCACUCGGCGCCAAAGACCGUAACCAUGAUGAUGUCGACUUCUCGUACAUCUCGGUCAUGAAGGGAGAAGACCUCCGUCAACGACAGAUCCAUUCUUGGUCCAGCCUCGAAGACUCCCUCUCCGCACCUGUUCAUCCCAGUCCCCAAGUCGCCACGGAAGAGUACGAAUCUUGGACAGAACUGUCCGCCAAGGGCUUCGAAGAGGUCCACCCAGACAACAACCUCACAAACAUCCACUCCUUAUUCAGCGACGCCGAUAAACCUCCCUCAACCCUACCCUCGGCCCACACGCUGCCUCGUCUCGUCUACGCACCCAUGAAAAGGCGUGGCCACGUAAUCCUCGACGUCUGCACGCCUCGCGGCAUUAUUGAACGUUGGACUGUGCCCCGGUCCUUUGGGCGUCAAGCGUACCGUGACGCGAGGAAGUCCCGAUGGGGUGAUCUUUGGGCUCUGGGCGCAAAGACUCGAAUACCCAGAAACCUACGACUAGGCGGCUUGAACACCAAAGAAGCGAAGAAAGCACGAGGCCGGAACGAAAGACUGAAGCAGCAAGCGCAGGACCUGUUGGAAAAGAUGCACGAGGAGAAGCUCGACGAGAUGGAUGAGAUGCAGGAGAUGGAGAGAGAGUUCAGGGAAGGAAGGUUCUUGGACGAAGCAGACACAGCGAAGAAAUCCAAGCCCCACAAGAUCAAGAGAGAGCAGUCCAAUGGAGGAGUCGAAGCGUUUACAAUGGACGAUUUCGACAUGAACGAGCUGAACCCGCCUCUAAUAUCGAGCAAGAAGCAGACGCAGAAUCAGAACCAGGUCCCUUCAUCCCUCGGACGCCAUACGGCGAGGCAAACAGAGCCGUCCACGCCAGCUGCAUCAGCAGGGAAAGACGAUCUCACCCCCGAAGAGAUGCAGACUCUCCGCGAGUGGGACGACAUUCUUGCUGGAGGAUCGGGCAUUCCCAUCAAGGGCGCCCGGUCCAUGAGGCAGUAUUCCAAGUUCGCGCCGAAGGGAAAGAAGACCGAGAUAAGGAAAAGCGGAAAGAUUCGGUAA
This is a messenger RNA of Cladophialophora yegresii CBS 114405, 3030 nucleotides long. RefSeq lists its product as uncharacterized. The record is from RefSeq and is a predicted model, not a curated record. NCBI's taxonomy places the organism in Eukaryota, Fungi, Ascomycota, Eurotiomycetes, Chaetothyriales, Herpotrichiellaceae. The transcript has a single exon. Bases 1 to 3030 code for a protein of 1009 amino acids. Gene Ontology annotation, molecular function: structural constituent of ribosome; methyltransferase activity. Gene Ontology annotation, biological process: translation. Gene Ontology annotation, cellular component: mitochondrial small ribosomal subunit.